This is a messenger RNA of Paramecium tetraurelia, 585 nucleotides long. RefSeq lists its product as uncharacterized. The transcript has a single exon. Lineage: Eukaryota; Ciliophora; Oligohymenophorea; Peniculida; Parameciidae. The record is from RefSeq and is a predicted model, not a curated record.
AUGGACAAUCGAUGGAGGACUUAUCAGAUUUAUUGGAUUUCUCUUAGAGAAAAAGCAGAAAAAUAUGAUCAUCAUUUAGAAUUGUUGAAUGGCAGAGAUCUUGAAGAUGUAUUAAAUGAUCUUGAUGAAUUGGAAAAGCUAAGGAAACUAGUUAAAGAACUUUAAGCAAAGGUGAGUGAUUUAUAGAAGGAAUUGGAUGCAUUAAAGAAAAAGUCUAAAGAAUUAGAUGAUAUGAAGAAGAAAUUGGGAGAUGAUCCCAAUAAGGAAGUCGAUAAAUUGAGAAAGCAAUAGAAGGACUAAGAGGAUAUCAAAAAGAAAUUGGCUGAUGCCUUGAAAGAAAUAGAGUAAUUGAAGAAAUCAUUGAAUGACAAAAAUGCUGAAUGCAAUAAGUUAGGUUAAUAGGUUGCUUAACUCGCUUAAGACAAUUAGCUUAAAGAUCAAAGAAUUUAGGAAUUGGAAAGAUAUGCUCAAUAAUACCAGGAAUUACAAAUCAAGGUCAAUAAAUUGGAAUAAGAAUUAGAUAAUCUAUAAAGAUAAUUGAGAGAUAAAAACCAAUAAUUAGAAGAUAAAAAUUAGAUUGAUUGA